This is a messenger RNA of Penicillium samsonianum, 3084 nucleotides long. Its product is annotated as Zn(II)2Cys6 transcription factor domain-containing protein. The record is from RefSeq and is a predicted model, not a curated record. Gene Ontology annotation, molecular function: zinc ion binding; DNA-binding transcription factor activity, RNA polymerase II-specific. Bases 1 to 3084 code for a protein of 1027 amino acids. Gene Ontology annotation, cellular component: nucleus. Lineage: Eukaryota; Fungi; Ascomycota; Eurotiomycetes; Eurotiales; Aspergillaceae. Gene Ontology annotation, biological process: aromatic amino acid catabolic process; positive regulation of transcription by RNA polymerase II. The transcript is spliced from 5 exons.
AUGGGGGACAAUAAUAGUGUGUACAGCAAGGCGGAGGCUGAUGCACACCAUCGCCGAGGAUAUCAGGCUUGCGAUCCAUGUCGGAAACGCAAGGUGAAGUGUGACCUAGGAAGUGUCGAUAAUCCUCGCCCCCCACCUUGUGUUCGAUGUCGUCGCGAAAGUAAACGAUGUGAAUUUUCAGCAACUCGCCGAAAGCGCAAGACCUCCGAUGCUGAGGAAGAUGAAGUGGAGGCAGCGGCGAUCCUCCAUCGCGACAAGCGAAUGAUGAUUGGGGAGGUGGCCAAGAAUGAAAGUCCAGUCGAAGGCCCCCCAUUUGCGCCUUCUGAUCCACCUCAGUUCGACCAUGAAGCUGUGAUUGCCCAACAGAGAUGGUCCGAGGCACCUUCUGCAUCUCAUGCACCUCCCGCACCUCCAGCCCCGCGCUACACGCCUAGUGUGCCAACGUCACGAGCUCCCACAUAUCCUGUCAGCGAACGCCCCGCGCCACCUAGCUAUGGAGGGCCUCCGAUGAUGAAUCGCACUGCGGUGGAGUUGCUGUCGCCUGCAAUCACAAACACCCACGACGCUUUGCAUCUUCUCUCUGAAGCUGCGGGUAGGACAGAGGAUCUCAACCGCCAAAGCCUCGAGAAUCGGCUUGCUGCACGGCAGUCUGUCUCGUCUUUCAACUCGGGACCUUCACCUCUACCACAAGGCAGCUCGCCUCGAAGCUUGGGUGGGUCCUUUGUGCGGACACCUCGAUCGGGAAUGUCUAUGGGCGGGUCUACAUACUACCCGGCUGGUGCUUCAGGGCCGAUAGAUCCCCAGAUCGCCGAGCCCGGCCCUCAAAGGGAAAGCCCAGUUAACAAUCCUCCCCCAGAGCCGACAUAUCUUGACGCAAUCCGAGCCUGGUCGCGAUUGCGAUUCGUCCGUGCCGGUUGGCUUACGGUGGAGGAGGGCAUGGACUAUGUGGAGUAUUACUAUGAACACCUCGCGCCGAUGAGCCCUGUUGUAAUCCCCGAUUUCUCUCAUCCCUCUACGCACCGCACAUUGCUUACCGAUGAGCCGGUGUUGGCGGUUACAAUCCUCACUAUUGCGUCUAGGCACCUGAAGCCCAAGGGCGAGGGUGCUAAUACGCGGGCGUUCUAUAUCCAUGACCGUCUCUGGGCAUAUCUACGCAGCAUGAUAGAACGCCUAUUCUGGGGCCAAGAGAAAUUUGACGCUGGGACAUCGGGCAUUGGCCGACCUCGAUCACUUGACUUGAGUUCAUCAAUAUCAGGCAAAGGUAGUGUGGGUGGGCAACUGAGGUCGUUGGGCACUGUAGAAGCUAUGCUGCUUCUUACAGAGUGGCACCCACGGAAUCUGCACUUUCCACCGGGUGACGAUGAAAAUUCUCUUUUGGAUACAGACCCCCAGACACACAGUCGGGCCGAUCACCCCUUGGACCACGACGGCGAACAUACUAGCAAAGGCUCAGAGGGAAGAGUCGCAUUUCAGAAAUGGCUGGAACCGGCGUGGCGAUCGGACCGGAUGUCAUGGAUGCUACUGAGUACGGCGCAAGCUCUGGCUUUUGAACUUGGCGUCUUCGAUCCUAAAGGAGAUGCCAAAGCGGCCAAUGAGUCCCUGUCCGAACAGACACGGAAACGUCGACUACGGCGUUUGAUUCUUGUGUUUAUUACGCAUAGCAGUGGACGUCUAGGGAUCCCUUCCAUGCUCCCAUUGCCUCAAUGGGGGCAGGAUAUCACACCGACGUCCGCUGAUGCAAAUGAUGCCGAUGCCAAUCUUGAUCGGAUGCAGGAUUGCUGGAUCAGCAUUUCGAAAAUUGUCUAUCAAGCCAAUCACCUGCUGUUUGCAUCCAGUGAUCAGACGAUGGAUUUGAUCCGGACUGGGAGAUAUCGUGAGCAGAUCGAUCGCUUCCAACCGUACCUACGGGAGUUCCAGCAGCAGCUGGACAGUGUUAACCUCUCACCGGCUAUGCGAAGCGUUUUGUUGAUUGAGCUUGAAUACACCCGUCUCUAUAUCAAUUCCCUCGCUCUACAAGCGGUCGUCGAUCGAUGGACUACUAUGUCCAAUGAGUCCGCUCAGACUCAUCCUCAGACCCAGAAUGGCCAAGCAGGAUCGGGACCAUCUAAUGGCAGCAGCAGCUGGUUCCAAACGCUGAAUGAGCUCUACCGUGUCAAUGAGCAUUAUAUCCAGGAAGUCAUCGAUUCCUCGCGCAAAAUUCUGCAGACUGUAUUGGAAGGCCUCGUCCCCGAAGGUCGCCUCAGACAUGCACCCAUUCGAACGUUUUUCCGCAUCUUGUCUGGAAUGAUCUUCAUCUUGAAGACUUUCACACUGGGUGCCAGGGAAGACGAUGUGCGAGUCUCUCUAGACCUGCAGGACCGGACGGUGGAGGCACUGCGCAAUUAUGUCGUGGAUGACGUGCACCUCAGCAACACGGUAGCUCGGCUUCUCGAGCUUCUCACCAGCAGCAUCCGGACGCGCUUUCUGCGCUUUGCACCGCAUGACCGGGGCGCAGACGGAGAAGGACAUGAUCGCACCUCGGUCCCAGGCUCUCGGCCUCAUUCACCAUCGCGCGAGCACUCAACAACUCGUCGUGACGGCCCGAGUACACCCUGGUCCGCUAACCAGGGUCAUGAUACGACCUCAGGCGGCCCGGGCCUAGGAUAUGUGGACACUCCCGGCACCGGUCACCCGAUGGUGUCAGGGCAUGAUCCACUGGCGAACAUCCCUGCACAGCCGAUCAACUCAUCCAACCUCAACGUAUCGUUCAUGCCGCCUCCGCCGUCCGUGUACCACAACUACUACGACUCGAACUCGACAUUCCCCGCCAAUGAUAUGGACAGAUCAUCGCCAAACCAUGUCGCCUCAUCACAGCCUAUGAGCGACAGCCACCACUCUACCUCCGGCGCGCUUCCGGAUUGGUUUGCUUUGCCUCUUGAUCAAUUCUUCAACAGCUCCACCGGAGUUGUUGACCAGGGUCUUGGUGGGACUGGACCCAUGCUUGGAGAGUUUGACAUGCUCGAGGUACUCCUCAACGAGGGGUAUGAUGGAAACACUAACGGCGAGGGUGAGACUGGGGCCGGGCUGUCGUCCCAGUACCUGUGA